AUGGGGGAGGUUAACAUAGACAGUAGGUCUGGAUUGCUGGGACCUGUGUCUCUGAGUUAUGAGUUUGGUUCUUUUCCUAAGAAUCUGAUUCCUCCGCAUAUUCGAUGGGACGAGAAGAAAGAGCCCAAGUACACGACACGGCAAGAGUUUUUUUUGAUAAAAAGACAAGUCAGGAAGAGCAAGGGGUUCGAUAUCGAUUUCACUCAGUUCCGCUCUGUUUUCAAUUACCGACCUGUCGAUUUAGACUGUGACGAGUAUGCUAAGCCGCCAGAAACCACUAGGGAGUUAGUCAAGAGGCUGUCUCAAAAAUCUCUUAACAAGUACAACAAUGAAUGGUUUACAGAAUAUGAAUUUCUCAAUAUUGUCAAAGCCAAUUACUACAUGUGUUCUGGGUUAAUGUUUUUCAUCACCUUUGAGGUUAAAGAUCCUUACGACUACCUGCCCAAGCUCUUCCAAACUAGCGUCUACUAUUAUUAUGCGGAUGAGGAUCAGUACAUAUUAACCAGACCUAAACCCAAACAAAAUGUCAAAUGUGUUGGAACUACCAAGACACAAAAAAGGUACCUACACCAGUCGUUUACUUUGACGCAUCUCUUAUUCUUGUUUGAAUCGUUGAUUUGGUUCUUUACUCUCGAUUAUUCUCUUUUAAUCUGUUCUCUUCUGUUCAUGAUUGUUGUAGAUUGGCAUAGGAAGCUUAUGCAGUAUUCAAUGGUUGGGUGGUGGUGAGGACAAGUAGUGUUUGGAAUGUUAGAUAUUAUGGCAGAAUUUUUCUUAAUAAUAUAAUAUGAUAUCGUUAUGAUGACUGAACUUUCUAUUCAGAUUCAUGUAAUGGUCUUGCUUUUGAACUUUUCUAAUCAGAUUCGUGUAAUAGGCAUGACCUCUCUUUUGUAGACACUGUUUUGUUUAUCAGAUUUCACUUUAA
Messenger RNA from Camelina sativa (false flax), 922 nucleotides. Lineage: Eukaryota; Viridiplantae; Streptophyta; Magnoliopsida; Brassicales; Brassicaceae. The record is from RefSeq and is a predicted model, not a curated record.